AGCCUAUGGGAGGUGAAUGAGUACCAUAAGAAUAGAAGUUUCUGGGCUGGACUAGGAAUGGGAAGAAGAAACUUGGGCCAGGGAACAGACAUAGGAGCCAAAUGGCAAGGCAGUUCUGAGCCUUGUCACUGUGGCUGGCUACUGGCCAAUCUGGAGGAGCCUCCUCCUAUCUGGGUAACUGAGCUUCCUCAAGAGGAAGGAAACAGUUAAUGUCUCAGGGUAGCUGCAAUCAGCUAGGCGGGGCUCUCUGGGUUGACUUGGGCUACACAGAUCCUGAGCCAAGGGACCGAGGAAGGACGCCCUAGUCCUAGUCCGCAGAGCCUCCAGAUGGCUGAAUUGGAUCUGAUUGCCCCAGGGCCUCUGACCGGGGUCACUGUUCACCCUUUGGCCCCUCUUGGCCCAGACCCUGAGGCAGUUAUCCCAGUAGAAAAAGAAGAUGCGGGGCCUCUCAGCAAGCCAGACGACAAAACCCAGGAGCAGGGUCCUGACUCCGCUCCUGGUGAUGAAGAGGAGGGGCAGAUCCUGUGUGACUUCUGUCUCGGGGCCAGCAGAGUAAGGGCAGUGAAGUCCUGUUUGACCUGCAUGGUGAAUUACUGUGAGGAGCACCUGCGGCCACACCAGGAGAACAGCAAACUGCACAGCCACCAGCUAACCGAACCCGCAAAAGACCAGGAUCUGCGUACCUGCCCUGCCCACCACAGCCCUUUGGUUUCUUUCUGCCACACGCACCAGCAGUGUAUCUGCCAGGAAUGUGGCGAGGGUGAACACAGAGGCGACAGUACUGUCUCCCUGGAUGCAGCCCGUAAGAACAAAGAGGUGGACCUUCGGUGCAUGCAGUUGGACCUGGAGCAGAAGCUCAAGUUGAAUGAAAAUGCCAUCGCCAGGCUCCAAGCCAACCACAAGUCUGUUUUGGUGUCGGUGUCAGAGGUGAAGGUUGUGGCUGAAGAGAAGUUUGGGGAACUCCUUGCGGCUGUGAGGAAGGCCCAGGCUGAUGUGAUGCUUUUCUUAGAGGAGAAAGAACAGGCUGCACUGAAUCAGGUCAAUGGCAUCAAGACCCACCUGGAGCACAGGAGCAUCGAGAUGGAGAGAAGCAAGCAGGAGCUGGAGAAGUUGGCCUCCAUCAGCAACACUGUGCUCUUUCUGGAGGAGUACUGCAAGCUUAAGAAGACAGAGGACACUGCCUUCCCCAGCGUUUACAUAGGGCUGAAGGAUAAACUCUCAGGCAUCCGCAAGGUCAUCACAGAGUCAACUCUGCACUUGAUCCAAUUGCUAGAAAGCUAUAAGGAAAAGCUCCAGGAGUUUUCCAGGGAAGAGGAAUAUGACAUCAGAACUCAAGUGUCUGCCAUUGUUCAAAGAAAAUAUAGGACCUCAAAACCUGAGCCCAAAACCCGGGAUGAGUUUCUUCAAUAUGCAUGUGACAUCACACUUGACCCAGACACAGCACACAGGUAUCUUCGCCUGCAGGAGGACAACCGCAAGGUCACCAACACCACGCCCUGGGAACACCCCUACCCGGACCUCCCCAGUAGGUUUCUGUACUGGCGGCAGGUGCUGUCCCAACAGAGCCUGUACCUGCACAGGUAUUAUUUUGAGGUGGAGAUCUCUGGAGCAGGCACCUAUGUUGGCCUGACCUGCAAAGGCAUUGACCGUAAGGGGGAGGAACGGAACAGCUGCAUUUCUGGAAACAGUUUCUCCUGGAACAUUCAUUGGAAUGGGAAGGGCUUCACAGCCUGGCACAGUGACACAGAGACCCCGCUCAAGACCAGCCCCUUCCGGAGGCUUGGCAUCUAUGUAAAUUUCCCAGGAGGAACCCUUUCCUUCUAUGGCGUAGAAUAUGAUGCCAUGACUCUGAUUCACAAGUUUGACUGCAAGUUCUCGGAGCCUGUCUAUGCUGCUUUCUGGCUGUCUAAGAAAGAAAAUGCCAUCCGGAUUGUGGAUCUGGGAGAGGAGCCUGAGAAGCCAGCUGUGUCCUCAGUGGAGGCUGCUCCCUAGACUCUAGGAUCUGACUCCCAGACUUUGCUAACUGUGACAACUGGGCAGGAGCUGGUAUUUUAAGGUGGACAGAAUUAUCUGCUGAUGUUAGUUGGCUUUAGACAUUGUGUGAGUUCUGAAUGAACUUUCCUGCCUGCUUCUCAAUACAGUUCUUGCAUGAAUGCAGAAACUCUAGGCACCAAAGCCUCUCCCCAAAUCUUCUAGUGAUAGUCUCCUGUCUGCUCAGGUGAUUGUCAACCUUCGUCCAGAAUUUCCAACUAGGGAUCUUCAAACCAUAACCAGACUGCACAGGGAUCAUAAUAAAUCACAAACACGUCUCUGUGCAUUUCUUAUGUACUGGCCAGAGUUUGGAGUGCCUUCUCUGUGUUUGUUCAUGGCAUCUCCAUGGGGUAAAUGUUUAUAUUGUCUUUAUGCUACACAUUAGGGGAUGGUGGCCAGGAUGGUCAGCUAACUUGUCUAGUCACCCAAUAAUGGGGGGCAGAGCUGGAAUUCAAGUCUGUUGUUGGACUUGUGACUAUAUGCUAUGCUUACCUCAUUAGAUCAUGAAUGUUGUGCAUAAGAAGUAAACCACAUGCUAAACCACACAGCCAACAGUGUUUUCAGCAUCCCUCUUAAGAGUUUGUUUUUUUCUGCAUGUGCCAGGCUCAACUUGGUCAUUCAGCCUUGCACCAUCUGAGUGAGC
Arvicanthis niloticus (Nile rat) is the source of this 2674-nucleotide messenger RNA. RefSeq names its product tripartite motif containing 16 (gene Trim16). Gene Ontology annotation, molecular function: zinc ion binding; protein binding. The record is from RefSeq and is a predicted model, not a curated record. Lineage: Eukaryota; Metazoa; Chordata; Mammalia; Rodentia; Muridae.